This is a messenger RNA of Striga asiatica, 666 nucleotides long. NCBI's taxonomy places the organism in Eukaryota, Viridiplantae, Streptophyta, Magnoliopsida, Lamiales, Orobanchaceae. The record is from the annotation of a GenBank genome assembly.
AUGGCCAAGACAAUGAGUAAAAGGAAAAUUGAAAUUAGAGUAAGAAGAGAAAAGCAGAGACGGGAACGUAAAUCCAACGACGGAGCUUCUCCGAUCGUUGUGAAGCUACAUCCAAGCACGAAAUGGGAGCUUGCGAACAGGGCUGUGGAGGCGGAAAAUCCGACGAACAUAGAGAGGAGAGGGAUUAGGGGUUUUGUUGACGACGGCGAGAUGCCGAUCCACGCCACGAUCGGCUUGUUGGACUUGAAAUUGAGAUCGAUCUUCGAACUCCGGAGAAGUACGCCGCAGGGGCGGAAGCGUUGGAGCGGAAUCGAUUUCGACGUGGUUGUUGUCGACGGUGUUGCUUGUUCUGAUCGUGAAACGAAAAAGAAUUACGAAAAGAUAAAUUACCAGGGAGAGGAUGGGGAUAGUGGAGUCGCAAGGAGCCGCCCACAGCCCGGCCACCACAAGACAAAACCAGAGCCCAUAAAGAUGAAACUCGCCGCCAAUCUGGAACCCUUCUACAACCAGUCAUGGCCAACUAAAAAAGUCGAUGCACCAUGCCGGAGAAGGGAAGAGGACCUGUCAGGAGCUCGUCGAGGUGCAGAUGCAGGAAGAGUAGUGGGGUGCAGAACACUUGUCGGCGGAGAGGCACAGGGAAGCGGCGCAAGAAAGGGUUUGAGAUGA